Messenger RNA from Penicillium waksmanii, 1332 nucleotides. RefSeq names its product SHNi-TPR domain-containing protein. Bases 1 to 1332 code for a protein of 443 amino acids. The transcript is spliced from 2 exons. The record is from RefSeq and is a predicted model, not a curated record. Lineage: Eukaryota; Fungi; Ascomycota; Eurotiomycetes; Eurotiales; Aspergillaceae. Gene Ontology annotation, cellular component: nucleoplasm. Gene Ontology annotation, molecular function: histone binding. Gene Ontology annotation, biological process: DNA replication-dependent chromatin assembly; CENP-A containing chromatin assembly.
AUGACUACAUCUCCACCCCCCGAGGCACCAACGCGCGCCCAACUGGACGAUCUGAUCGCCCGCGCCGCCGCCAAAGAUGCCUCCAAAGAUCACAACGCCGCAUCAGAGCUUUACUCGCAAGCCACCGAGCUCCAGGCCGCGCUCAAUGGCGAAUUGUCACCCGAGAACGCCGAUCUCCUCUACUCUUACGGUAAAUCGCUAUAUAAUGUCGCCGUCAGUAACAGUGACGUGCUCGGUUCCAAGGCAGCUGGCGAGCCUGCUCAAGGCCAAUCGAAGAGCGCGAAUACUUCCUCGGCCAAACCAGCACCCAAGGGCGAGGGAUUGAUCAAAGACGCGAUAUCAAAGUCCAAGCCCAGCGCCAAUACAGCGGAUGAGAAAACAAAGUCCGAGCCGGCGCAAUCGAAACCGCUUUUCCAGUUCUCUGGUGAUGAUAAUUUUGUCGACUCGGAUGAGGAGGAGGAAGAUGGAGAACAAGGAGAAGAGGAGGAGGAAGAUGAUGAUGAUUUCGCCAAUGCCUUUGAAGUCCUAGACCUGGCGCGCAUCCUUUAUCUCAAGAAACUGGAAGAAGCAGAGGAAAACGAUACUAGCAAAGGCAAAGGCAAAGCCACCUCCACCGACUUGCCAGAAGACCUAAAACACAUCAAGGAACGCCUCGCGGAUACAUAUGACCUCCAAGCGGAAAUUUCUUUGGAAGCCGAGCGAUUCUCUGAUGCGGUGACUGAUCUACGCACUGCACUUGAACUCCGCAAUGCCCUGGUCCCCUUCGAGGAUCCCUCCGUCGCGGAAUGCCAUUACAAAUUGUCUCUUGCGCUCGAGUUUGCCUCUGCGCAACAACCAGGUGAUGAAGAGGAAGAGCAGCAACCGAAGACAAUUGAUGAGGCUAUGCGCAAAGAAGCCGCGACGCAUAUGGAGCGUGCUAUUGAGAGCUGUAAGGUCCGUAUGAGACGGGAAGAGCAGGAGCUGGAAGCAGCCACAGAUAUGGAAGAGGACAAGGUCACUGCGGCGAAGCGGAAGAUUGCGAAUGUCAAAGAAAUUGUCGCUGAUAUGGAGCAAAGACUGAUUGACCUCCACCGAUCUCCCGUUUCACUUGAGCAAGAAGACCAAGGGAACGAAGCCAUGCUGAAGGGUAUCCUUGGCCAAAUCGUCGGCCAGUCCCCGACAGAUCAGAAAGCAAAGCUGGACGCUGUAAGCAAGGGUGCAACAGAUCUUUCCUCUCUGGUUCGUCGGAAACCUGCUGCUGCCCAACCCUCCCAACAGGGAUCGAAGCGUCCGGCUGUCGAUGAUGCUGAGACGGAAGAAGACUCCAAGCGCGCGCGGGUGGAUGACGCAUAA